AUGUCCAACAAGAAGAAGAGGAGUCGUGUGCAGGCCACCAGCGCUGUACAAGAAAGCCAAAUCGACGAUCUGUUCGCGUCGUUAAAGACGGAGAAGCAGAAGAAGAGCAUUGCUGAAGAACAGCAGAAACUUGACGACGAGGAGCAGGAGCGCCGUGAAAGGAAGGAGAAAGCGCGACUACAGCAGCAGAUCAAGAAGCUCGAGGCUCAGAAUACAAACUCCACUGCUGCUGGACUCAAUCCGGAUCCGAGACCUGUUCGCUACGAUGAGGACGGACUGCCCAUUUACUCGGAGGCCUCGCUGCAGAUUGGCAAGGGCGGCAACACCAAGGACUGCCCAUUUGACUGUUGGUGCUGCUUUUAA
Phytophthora infestans T30-4 is the source of this 363-nucleotide messenger RNA. RefSeq lists its product as uncharacterized. The coding region runs from base 1 to 363 and encodes 120 amino acids. The transcript has 5 exons. The record is from RefSeq and is a predicted model, not a curated record. Lineage: Eukaryota; Oomycota; Peronosporomycetes; Peronosporales; Peronosporaceae.